Molecule: messenger RNA, 1125 nt
Organism: Nicotiana attenuata
Lineage: Eukaryota; Viridiplantae; Streptophyta; Magnoliopsida; Solanales; Solanaceae
Product: PRA1 family protein A1-like
Exons: 7
Coding region: 214-843 (209 amino acids)
Cellular component (GO): membrane
Source: RefSeq, a predicted model, not a curated record
UCAUCAUUUGUCUAGUGACGUAUACAGUAUACUCCCUUUGUUAUCAUCCUCAAAUUUUGAAUCAUUUUACUACUUACUACUCUCCGGAGGUCAUACUUGAAUUUUCAGAAGCCUCCACGUUCCACUUUCUUUGUUUACUCUACCUUUUCUCCUUUUUCUUAUCGUAGCUUUGUGUCCACUGAAUUCUAGGGUUUCGCAUCAUAAUUCUUAGCAAUGGAUUGGGGCAACGUGAGCACACAGGAUCUAAUUGAGGCUCUACGCGAAGUCGAGUGGUCAUCUCCGCCACGUCCGCCCUCUGAAUUCUUCUCUCGAUUCACUUUCCCUCGAUCUUAUUCCAAAUGGAACAGUCGCCUCAAGUGUAAUCUUUACUAUUACAGGACGAAUUACUUUAUUAUGAUUGUGGUUAUUCUUGCAUUGGGGUUUCUAAGGGGGCCACUUGCAAUUGUUGGUGCCCUUUUGACAGCGCUUAGUAUUGCUUUUCUAAAUGACAGUUUUGCAGGUACUUUUAGUGAAAAGGUGACAAGAACUGUCAGGCAGUUUUCACCUCAUUUAGCUGCAAAAAUGAGGCCUCCACUCACGCCUGUUAUUCGAGGGCGGCCAUCCGCUAAAAGAGCAAUAUUCAUUUGUGGAAGGCCUCGUUGGGUGUUUGUCUUUGUAUUUUCUAUAGUGAGUUUCUUCCUCUGGUUUGUUUCCUGUGGCCUCUUAACCGUCUUAUGGGCACUUGGUAUAGGCCUUCUUGCCACUCUUGUUCAUGCAAGCUUCAGGACUCCUAAUCUGAAGGCUCGUCUCAAUACAUUUCGUGAAGAAUUCCGAGCUGUCUGGCGCAACUAUAGUGAGCUGUAGCUUCAAUGGAGUUCUGGUUGCUUUACUGUGAUUGGCCUUUAGAUGUAUUGAUUCGUUCAUUAUAUUUUUCUCUGUCUUACUGUCUGUAAAUUAACAUGGUCUAAUCAGUCUUGAAAUAGUAACAAAUACUUGUGGUUUGUCAUUUUACACGCUUGCCAGAUAAGGUGUAUAUUUUCCUUUCUUUAGAAAAAAGUAAAUUACCGGUUGAUCCUGUAUUUUUGAAUCCAGUUCGAACUGCAAAUAAUGAAAUGUUGUCCUGAUAGCAAACUGGAUUGAUCUAUA